UCGAGAGCGGGAGGGCUACGCCUAGCCAGGCGCACAGGGAGGGAAGGGGGAUAUUUCCGCUCACGUGAUUUCCGGCAGGGCACUCUAGUUGGCCGCGCACUUCGAUGCUCCCCAGGUGCUGCGGCCGCAGUCCGCCCUGGCGCUGGCGGAGCAUGCGCAGAAGCCGAGCGUGCCCUAGCAACCGCCUGGGUGACAGUAGCAACCGGAAUGGCAAAAGCAACAACUAUCAAGGAAGCUCUAGCCAGAUGGGAAGAAAAAAAUAGCCUGAAGGCAUCAGAGGCCAAGGAAGUGAAACUGUAUGCCCAGGUUCCUCCUGUAGAAAAGAUGGAUGCAUCUUUGUCCACACUUGUUAAUUGCGAGAAAUUGUCUUUGUCUACAAACUGCAUUGAAAAAAUCGCCAACUUGAACGGCCUAAAAAACUUGAGGAUCCUGUCACUGGGGAGAAAUAACAUAAAGAAUCUAAAUGGAUUGGAAGCAGUUGGGGAUACAUUAGAGGAGCUGUGGAUCUCAUACAACUUUAUUGAGAAGCUGAAGGGGAUCCAUGUCAUGAAGAAGUUGAAGAUUCUAUACAUGUCCAAUAAUUUGGUGAAAGAUUGGACAGAGUUUGUGAGACUGGCAGACUUGCCAUUACUGGAAGAUCUGGUGUUUGUUGGCAACCCACUAGAAGAGAAGUACUCUGCCGACCAGCAGAGCAACUGGGUUGAGGAAGCCACCAAGCGAGUGCCUAGACUGAAAAAACUAGAUGGUAUCCCAGUUAUUAAACAAGAAGAAGGUGAAGAAGGAGAGAACUAACGCGACUAUUUCUUGUUUGGCAUUAAAUUAUUUAAGAAGCUCUGGAACAAUUCAGUAUACAAAGCUUUUGUAUAAACAUUUGUUUUGAAAAUGUUCAGGCAACAUUUUAAAAUUAGCUCAUCUCCAUACUCUUGUCUCACCCAAAGAGUUGCUUACCAAAACCAGGGGAUGCCACCUCUGUGCAUUUUGUUCCCUGGUUUAGGAAUUAGUGAAUUGAGGUUGCCUGCUGUUUGAUUAAUUAGAGGCCUUUACCUAAAAGAUGGAUACAAUUUUUUAUCCCUGAAUAGUGCUGCUUGUAGAUCAGUCUUGGGUAACAGUAAAACAAUGUUGUUUGUCAACUUUGUCCAGCUGACACUAACAUUUAAAACAUGAAGGCCAAAACAGCAUUGUUUUAUGUAAAAGCCUCUGUAUACGCUAUGCUCUCACAAGGAUUGGAACACUUUAAAUAUGUGAGGCUUCCUUUUAUGCUCCUUCAACUAUUAUGCCAAUUAUCUGUAGCCAAACAGACCUAAUAGUUGUCAUGGGCUUAUGCCUUAAAAAGGUAUUGCUAACAAUCUUGUGCCAUCAGUCAUAGGCCCAGAAUUGGCUGUUCCAAGAUACAUUAGCCUCUCAACAUCAUAACCCAGAAGGCUGCAAAUAUUUUUAUAUAUUUAUUUAUUUUAAAUGAAGAAAUGGAAAUUCUUUACAUGGCUUCCAGUGGAGUUAAAUUACCUAUUGUUUUUUCUUUACAUUAAAUAAAAAGUAGAUGCUUUAGGAUUGAAUCCAUAGACAUACUCGCCCUAAGUGGCUUGUGAUAUUAGCCAGAACGUGACUUUCUUUUUAACAGGCUAAUGAAUGCAGUCCUUCACAGCUCUAGAAUCUUGCAGUAAAUUAAGGAGGUUGACACCUUGCCAGAAACAAACAAACAGAAGACUGGGGCUCGAGAAUACCUUUCAUAAGCUUUGAUUUGAGGAUACUCACAUGUUUCAAAAGCACAGAUAUAGGCAGCGGAAUUAAACGUGCAUGUAACUGGUAGAGGAGAAGAAAGGAGUUUGGAAAUAGGAACAGGAAAAUAAAUAUUUAUGGGAAGCGAUAUGUCCCCCUGUCAUAAGGGUUCAUUUUAAGUGAAGCCCGCCGAUUGUUAUAAAGAAAUUCUUUUCAAUGAAAAGUGUGAAGUAGUGAUUAGAAAAAGCACUUAAAUUUACUGUAUGGGUCAUUGCAGACUUCUCCCUUCUUAAGAAUCGAUAAAAUGCCAUACAGGUUUUUCCAACUCAGGUUUUUUAACUUCUAGGGCUUUUUUUUCUAUUCCUGAUGCUCUUCUGGUUUAAUUUUAAAUUAUAAUGGUAACAAUAAGCACAUUGCUCAAUCAGGAACAAACAGUGAGGGAAGAAAGCAAGCACAUCCCCACUCUUACUUUGCCUCAUAUUUCUGAAGUUGUGGCAGUGGCUGAGUUUUUGAACACAAGGGCAUAGAUGAGAACCAUGAUGCAGUUGGCCCCAGACAAGUAUUAUACAGCUUCUGGUAUUACAAACAGCAUCCUUAAUUUCCCUAAGUCUAAUUUUGAUAGAAGAGAAUCCCAACUUUGAUAAUCAAGCUGCAAGUGAGCAGUGUGAAGUUAAAGACUAAAAGGAGCACUCAGUGUUAAUUAACUUUGUUUAUAGUUACUCUGCACCUUCCUACAGAAAGUUAUGACUUUCUUGCUGAUAAAGUGUCCAUGGCAGGUAGAGUCAAAUAUAAUUUCUGUUGUUCCUUUUUAACAAACAGUUGCAGAGCACUUUCUGCUUUUGAUAUAUUUCACCUAGGAUGAUUCUAGGCAGUCUCUGUUGACCUGAAUGCAUUCUGCUUCUCCUCUCUCUAGGGUCUGCUAUUCCAGGGGCCUGGCUGGCUGUCUGGUACUCAGCUUGCUGUUUGAAAGUACUUUUCUAGGAAUAGUUUCCUGGCUUUAUUGAGAUUCCAUUGAUCAUAGAAAGUGUGAUUGGUUAUGGUGGGAGCUAUACAGAUAGGUGGUCACCAGGCUCAUCACUUCAACACUGGAGCACCAGAUUUGUUUUAGUUAGCAAUGAAUAGUGAACAGUAUUAUGUAUGUUUGAAGCCCCCAUUGCACUCAAUCAGAUGUCUUCUUCACUAGAGAAGUGGGCUAGGCUUGUGUCUUUGAAUACUGUAUGGAAAAUACCAGUGUUUAGUGCAAGCAAAAGCCUGAGUGGAAACAAAACUUCACUUCUGAAUCCUUGUAAAUGGAGGAAUUGCCAAGUAGGUACAAUCCCUCCUCCUGUAGCUUACAAAGUGCUAUUGAGUGUAGGGGAGAAUUACCAAAGUAGUCUUCUAAGGGCAGCAAGGAUGAACUACUUACAAAAUUGAUCUACUCCUUAUUUACUAAUGAGAGAGGUUGUUAACCACAUUAGUCUUAAGUCAAGCAGAAGGCAGGUCAGGGUGGGCAACUGCAAAACCAGAAAUCAUCUGCAGCCUAGAUUGUUUUAAGCAUGGUCUCAGCAGAGACUCUGGAUUCUUAUCCCGUUAUCUGGACUAGGUUUUGUGACUGUUACAUCCAUCUGUGGGUUAACUGAUUCAUUUAGUUAUUUUGAUCUCUUCAAUCCAUCUUUGCCUCUGUUGGCAAUACCCUUUCCCUAUCCUUUCCUCCCCCUUUCCCUACCCUUUAUGUUUAGAUGCCUUUAUUCCUUUCUAUUUAGUACCUGUGUUCCCUAACAAAUCUAUUUGUAGCACCUGAUUAAGUAGGGAGCUGACUACAAAAGCUUAUGCCUUUCUGAACAAGUUAUUCUCUAAGGUGCCACCCUGUCCUGCUGUCUGCAUUAUUUUCUGAACUGGAUUCCCUUCCUAAGUCUUGGUAUGAAGGUUUUCCAAAGUUACACAUACUGUGAUUCUCUGGGCACAUGGGAUACCUGCUGUAUCAGUGUUAGUUACAGUAGGGCCAGUGGUAACUGUAGCUCAUGUAAUUACUUCGGAGUACUGCCCACAGCUUUCAUCUUGGGUAGCUCCUGGGCCCACAGCAGACUCACUUUUGCUAGUUGUACUUUCAGAGAAAAAAAUGCCCCAUGUCACCACCAUACAUACAGCGAUCACAUGCUUGUGUCAUGCUGGAGUCCUGUUUUAUCUCCUCUACACCCCAUUGGAGAGCGUGUAUAAAGUGGAAAGGAGGGUGUUAAGCAGCGGAAAACAGCAACUCUAGAUAGUUGAAAAUAGCUCUAACACACCCUUUAGAGAGGAAUAUGCAAUAGUGUUACCAUAGAAUAUGGCCAGUCAGAACAGUGGCCACAAAGUAGUUUAUGUAGUCUGCUGUUGCUGCUUUGUCAUUUUAGUUAAGAAUUCACUGGUUAUAUUAAAUUAUAGCUAAUUAACUCUAUUAGAUUAAAUGAGACAGCAGAGUGGGUGUAAGAGAGACCUUUCAAUGCUGCAGCCUGUUUUGCAGGUGGUAUGCCAGUAUACGAGUAGCUACAGAUGCAGUAGUUCUUCUGUUCUGACUGAACUGAGAAAUUUUGAGGCAAAUAUUGUGAGAGUCAGGGAUUCUUUUGGGUGAUUUUUUUUUUUUUAAUUGAACUCCAUGGUUAGGAUAAAGUUUGACAAGCUUUCAAAUGCUUGGCCUUCUUCAACAUGUCACUCUAACACCAUGAGAACAGAAUAGGAAGUGGGAAUUAGUGCCUAAUACUGCUGUACUGAGGAACAGACUAGCGUAAGCUUUACCGAACAAAGUGGAAUUCAUGGCUCCUGUAUUGUUCUACACGUUGCGUGCAUCUACGUGUGCAAUUAAUGCAGCGCAAUAAACUCUGGAGCAGUUCAAGCCAGAGUGAACUACUUCCAAGUGCAGCAUCUACACAUGCACCCUGAACAGCAGCAUUUUGAGCCAGAGUAGAGCAGGCCUAGGCUGGCAGCAGGCUCUGGGGAGUCAGCCUCAAGCUGUGUGGCAGUGUCGGGCUGGCUGGGGCAUGUGCGCGCCAAACGUAAGCCUUUUCUUGGGGUUACUUGAUGAAUUCAAUGUUGAAAUAAUACAGGGGCGGGCAAUUAUUCCAGGUGGAGGGCUGCUUACUGAGUUUUGUCAAGUCAUCAAGGGCCACCGGACAGGCAGCCAGGGACAUAUAAAUAUUAAUUUUAUUAAUUUUUUUAGGGGCCCUGCAGACCGGGUAAAAUGGCCUGGCAGGACACAUUUUGCCCACCCCUGAAAUAAUAGCAGUGCUAAUGACAGGCUUACCUGAAACACUGUGUUAAGGAAUGGGCAGACAGUGGGAUUCUUUCCUGUCAGGAAAAUCAAGGUGAAACUCAGCUCCAUGUUGCCCUGCCUGAUUUAUUAAUCGUGGUUGCUUUUAUGAACAAGUCAAAAGAAGCCUAGCCACCAAACUUUUGUUUUCUUUGCAAAAUACAAUGGGGAAGGGGUGUUAUAAAUUUUUAAAGAUUUGCACUUUAAAUAUGCACUGGAUGUUGGUGAAGAGUACACAGUAUGGCAAAGGUAUAGCAGUUAACUUUGCUUGGUGGUAUCAUUGUACCACACUGCAAAUAAGCAAAUAGAAAAGCUUUAACUAGACUUUCAAAGAGUAGCUGCCUUGCAGUGAAUUUGAUGGGUUUCCUUUUUCUGUUUGAUCUUCCAUGUUUCACCACGUCCAUUAUGAUACCUAGCACACAUUGCUCCUGGAUGGAAGGAGCACUCAUAAAAUUUCAAGCCAUGUGGAAUCCUGCUCUGCUCAUUAGAAAUAUGGUGGGUUAACUUUUCCCUGCUUUUCCCACAUAGACAUGCAUUAACUUAAAAUUGAGUGAUAGCAAAUAGAUGGGUUGUUUGCCAGCAUGGUAUCAGACUAAACAGCCAAUGCAUGCAGCUAUUACACUGCAAACUGUUGGAAGAAUUUAUGUUAAAACAGCAGUUUUUGCUAUCUAUUUGUGGACCACUCAGCUUACACUGGAAGUCUUGUCUUCUGAGUAAACUCCAAAUGGGAGACUGGUUUUAACACCUAGUUUGUUGGCAAUCUUUUAUAUACAGUAAUUUUAUAGCAUGACCAAGUUGUUAUAAUGGCUGUGUAUUAAAUUAAUUUAGGCCUGUUUCUAAAUGUUACUUUGUGAGACUUGUUUAAAAUAGUAAUAAAUGUUAUUUUAUAAGAAGAAAAA
Alligator mississippiensis (American alligator) is the source of this 5877-nucleotide messenger RNA. It is a transcript of the gene DNAL1, whose product is annotated as dynein axonemal light chain 1. Gene Ontology annotation, cellular component: cytoplasm. The transcript is spliced from 8 exons. Bases 208 to 792 code for a protein of 194 amino acids. Gene Ontology annotation, molecular function: protein kinase binding. The record is from RefSeq and is a predicted model, not a curated record. NCBI's taxonomy places the organism in Eukaryota, Metazoa, Chordata, Crocodylia, Alligatoridae.